This is a messenger RNA of Drosophila yakuba, 907 nucleotides long. RefSeq lists its product as uncharacterized. The record is from RefSeq and is a predicted model, not a curated record. The transcript has 2 exons. Lineage: Eukaryota; Metazoa; Arthropoda; Insecta; Diptera; Drosophilidae. Bases 421 to 864 code for a protein of 147 amino acids.
UACCAAAUCUUUAUAUAAGCUAAGCUUAAUACAAUAAAAUCAUAGUAAAGAGAAAAAACAAUUAAGGAAUCGAUUUUCUUUUUACAGCAUGCUCAAUUAUAUUUCAAAGCACUUAUUUAUUUAGAUUUCUUCUCCUUAAAAACGCUGAAACAAAUAUUUGUAUAUUAGUGCUGAAAAUUAAAUAUUUAUAUAAACAUUUUUAAAAUAAUAAUCUCAACGUUUUCUAAUUCUAAGACAGAUGAUCAAGUGUUUCGUGGAAUGGUACCAUUUGAUGAUUCAAUUUUAAAUAGUUUAUGAGUUAUGAGUUAUAAAAGAUAAAGGUCCAAAAAUUAGUAAGCAGCAACCGAGAGUAUAAAAGGCGCUGCCCAUACAUUUCCACUGCUGUCAUUUUAAAACUAUUUCUGUUGAAAUACACGAGAUAUGGCAACCAGCUCGGAAAAGCAAAGUUUUGGAGAUCUAAUAGAGAGCAUGGAAUUGGUCGAGGCGGAUAGGAUAUACGCGCUCUCGAACAGUGUCGGAAAGAUCCUGGAUGACUCGGAGGCUCGAAAAAUCCUAAGGCACUUCAUGGGAAGCGAAAAAAGGUCAGUGCAGUGUGUGGACAUUUAUGAGAAGUGCGCAGAGUUCCUUGAGAAGCACCCAAAGUACGAGUCCUGCGAGUGUGAAAUCCUGGCCCGACUGGGACUACCCUCCCAUCUGAAGCAGCGUCUAUUUUAUCGAAUGAACAGAGGUGAUCCCAAUUCAAUCAGCCUGUGCCUUAAAAACAUCCAGGCAGAAUGUCUCAGUGAGGUGGCCGAGUGUUUUCGCGACUUCAAAGACUCUAUCACAAAAGUACGAAUGAAUCUUAAACUUAAGACACUAGGAUAACCAAAAGAAACAAAUAUAUAAAGCGAUAAGAAGAUGUAUGAGA